GAAAGGGAGAGGGCAAUGGAGAGGGAGAGAGAGUGGCAAGCGGAGAGGGAGAGGGAAAGAGAGAGGCAGGGGGAGGAGCGGGUGCCUGGAAAGGGGGAGGGAAGGCAGGAGGAGGCCAGUUACAAGGGGGAACAGGUUGACCUGUCAUUCAGUGUCAGGAAUAGAAAAGGGCCUGCAAGCCGCAACGCAGCUCCCACAAGCAGAGAGAGUCGACAGGGAAUGCCAGCAGCGCGCUCCUAUUCAGAGAGCCUGCUCACCACCAGACUACAGCAGAUACAACAGCUACAACAGCAACAAAACGGUAUACUGCACAGAGCUGCACACAGCUCCCAGCCAGAGACAGCCAGAGGAGGUGGACCGGGACCCACCAAGAAGGUUCAGCCCCAGCCCAAGUACAAGCCUGCGAUACCCCAGCUCGGGAGCUCCGUUCCUGGAUGCGUCUCAGUCGACGGCCCCAGCUCCAUUAUGGGCAGCAAGCUGGAUGAGGAGGACAACGAGGUGAAGUGGUUCAGUGACGUGGCCUUCCGCAGCCUGUCCUCUGGAUCCCCUCAGGUGGACUACCUGGACAUGUACAACUCCAGCCAGGACAGCCCAGCACGGGCUAAUGCAGCCUUGCUGGCCUACGCCGACCUAAGAGGGUUUGCUCCACGGCUGGAUAAUGAAGAUUUCCCAGUUCCACGCCAGCAGCAGCAGCCCUCCUCUGGGGCUUAUUAUCCACCCCAUGAUGACCUGGACCCAUCCAAAAAAUAUGAGAUGGGCAGCUUCGAGUGUGUGGACGUGGCUGUGGAGAGAGAGGAGCCCAAGAAGGUGCGGAGAGGAGUGCCCAAGAGACAGAUCCAGCUGAAGAGAAGGAAUACGGCCGAGCUGAAGAUGGGUGAGAACAGCAAUGGUAGUCCUGUCAUGGUUCCUAGUCUUGUAAUGGUUCCUGUGGUUCCUGUGGCUUCUAUUGUUCCGAUGGACAGUCUUUCUCUACAGAGACACAACAGAGAGACAUUGCAGAGACAACACAGCACUCCAACGGCCUUGCAGGAAGCCUACUGCCCGGAACCCAGCCCUGAACCUGCCACCGAGAGGACUGAUCAGACCAAGAGGAAUGGCAAGCUCCAGAAGUCUUUGUCCCUGGACGAGACAUGUACCAAAACCAAGAUGGCCACCUGCCUGAUCAACAACAUUCUCUCCAAGAAGAUGCAGAAUGUUGGUAAACAAACUGGCCAGGAAGGAGAAGGAGCUGACCUCAGCCCCUCUGAGGACAAAACCCCUUCUCCCCCUGAGAGUGAGGCGUCAACCCUUAAAGAGUCCACAAAACCAGAGACACCGAAUUUGAGUUCCAGCAUAAAUUCAGAUGAUAGUUUUUCUUCUGAGCACCUGGCUGUGAGAAUAGAGACCAGCCCAAACACUGACGUAAACAGACAACAGAGAUGUUUCGGAGUGAAAUCCAGUGUUAGACCAAUGAACCAUACUAUUAAUACUAACUCCACUUCUCUACAGCGAAACAACGAGAGGCCUGAACCUAUCAGCACAACCCCUGAGAUGAGUCCCGACACACAUUUUGCUCCAGUUACCUUUCCUCUGAGAAACAUUGAGAGAAUUGAAUCUCACAGCAACAGAAGACCUAACCAUGUUAGCCCUUGGAUGAGGUCUGAGCCCCCUACUACUAGUUGUCCUCAGAGAAACAGCGACAGAACUGAAUCUCCUGCCAGAAACCCAAACUCUUGGAGAACUGACCCGGUCAAACCAGAGAUGAGGUCUAAACUGGUGUUCCCGUUUGAGAGUAAAAAACCCACAGAGAAAGAUGCCAGGAUGGGGGGUAAGCAGACACAUGACAGUAAAUGGAGGGAUGAGUGGGAUGACAGUAAACGGAGGGAUGAGAGGGAUGACAGUAAAUGGAGGGAUGAGAGGGAUGACAAACAGGCAGGUGACUCAGCAGAUGCAGCUGCCCGGAACACCAGCGUUCCCGCUGCCAUCCGAGCCAGCAGCACGCAGGCAGGAAUGACAAACACAAAGCUGGAAUACCCCUCUGACUCUGAAAACCAUAAACAUCCGUGCGUCAAGAGCACCUACAUGUCCAAAACACCAGAGAUCACUCUGGAACCCAGCUCUGUUACAGAGAUAAAGAAAACCUCGUCUCUCAACAUCUCACUGUUGCCCGAGAUGGAAAUUAAACCUGAGGGUAACCACGAGACUGCCUCCCCUGGGAGGACCUGUCAGAGAGAAACAACAGAAGAAGACAGGAGAGUGGAGACUUCGCAUAGAGAAACCAGAGAAGAAGACAGGAGAAUAGGGACUUCACAUAGAGAAACAAGAGAAGAAGAGAAGGGUGUGAAUACCUUGAACAAGAUGAAUGAACAGACUGUGAAUAUGGAUGCCAAUAGGAACAGUAAAGCCAAAGCUCCCGUGCACAAAGUGAGAGAUGUGAGAAGGCUGGUGAAAAACACAUACAACCUUUCGUUCAAGGCCAAGCCAGCACCAGAGAAGGAGGAGAGGGGGGAGGAGAGGAGAGAGGAACAGAGACAGGAAAGGAGGGAGGAGAGAAAAGAGGAAAGGAGGGAGGAAAGGAGGGAAGAGAAGAAAGAUGACAGAGUGGAAAGGAAAGAGGGGAAGUGUGAAGAGAUAAUAGUAAGGAGAGAAGAGAGGAAAGAUGAAAAGCUACCACCUCACCUAAUAUCUCUCCAGGAAGAUGAAAAGCUCCCACCUCACCUAAUAUCUCUCCAGAAAGAGGAAAAGCUCCCACCUCACCUAAUAUCUCUCCAGAAAGAGGAAAAGCUCCCACCUCACCUAAUAUCUCUCCAGAAAGAGGAAAAGCUCCCACCUCACCUAAUAUCUCUCCAGGAAGAUGAAAAGCUCCCACCGCACCUAAUAUCUCUCCAGAAAGAGGGAAAGCUCCCACCUCACCUAAUAUCUCUCCAGGAAGAGGAAAAGCUCCCACCUCACCUAAUAUCUCUCCAGGAAGAGGAAAAGCUCCCACCUCACCUAAUAUCUCUCCAGGAAGAGGAAAAGCUCCCACCUCACCUAAUAUCUCUCCAGAAAGAGGAAAAGCUCCCACCUUACCCAAUAUCUCUCCAGAAAGAGGAAAAGUCGAUGCAGAUAGAAUACAAAGCUAUCAGCUGGAGAGAAAACAAAAACAAAACAACGUCCAACAAAACAGACAGAGAAACGUCUAGAGGCAAACCUAAGACUGAUUCUUUACAGCAGGUGUCCAAAGGACCCCGGGACCUCUCUGAUGUAACACCUAAGAGUUGCGCAACAGAGGAAGUAGCUGUGACAGAGACAGAGUCAAACCAACACAAGACCCCUGUACAGGACACUGUCAAAACAGAAACAGGCAACACCAAGGUGAAACCCAGUGAAACAGAGUCACCGAGAGUAACCAGGAGACACCGAAGUAUAUCAGAGUCUAGUGACAAACCUGAAGUAGUGAGAAGAGAUACCAAGCCACCUAUGCUGGGGAGCAGCCCUAAACUCCCCAGUAAAGACAGAAGAGUGUCUAGUGCUUCUCUGGUGCUACAGGAUGGAUCCAAUAAGCCCAAGUCAUUCUCAGCCUUAGUUCCUGCCUGCUCCCCAGCUCCAACCCUGGCCUCCUCACCCUCACCUGGUCCCAAAGCUUCGCCAGCCCCAGCUCCAACCCUGGCCUCCUCACCCUCACCUGGUCCCAAAGCUUCGCCAGCCCCAGCUCCAACCCUGGCCUCCUCACCCUCACCUGGUCCCAAAGCUUCGCCAGCCCCAGCUCCAACCCUGGCCUCCUCACCCUCACCUGGUCCCAAAGCUUCGCCAGCCCCAGCUUCUCCUCCAGCACCAACCUCAUCCCCAGUUCUAGGCACUCCACCUUCCACUGUCCCCAUCAAGACCCCUACCCCCAGCCACUCUGUGUCCAUACUGGUCAAGGAGAAGGGCUACCAGGCAGAUAUUGGGUCUUUGGUCUCUGAGGCUGUGUCAGAGACCAUAACAAGGAGUGGUCGUGAAGAAGUGGGUGGAGGUGGAGGUGGGGGUGGAGAUGGAGGCGUCCCAGGGAAACAUAUCAACCGAAUAGAGAUCCCUCUUCAGACCCGUGGACCCUCAGAUGGGGGUACGAGUGACUCACACAGCCAGAGAACUUACUCGUCCUCUUCUACAUCCUAUGUGAAAGCAGCCUCAUCCGUAUCAUCCUCAAGCACUGUGAAAGAAACCUCAUCCUUCUCCUCGACCUCUGUCAAUGCAUCAACCUCCGCAUCAUCUUCUGUGAAUGCAUCAACCGCAGCCUCAUCCUUUUCCUCAUCUUCCGUCAAUGCAUCAGCCUCUUCCUCUCAUACCCAUUCAGCCCCAAAUUCUCCCAGGCUUCGAAGAGACUCUGCUCAAACGGAUAACAGCAUUAGGACCCCUUCGAAUCAGGAGAGGGUUAGUGUCAGAGCUACGGUCAGAGACAUAGAACAACGCACGACAUCAUCACCACCACCCUCACAGAAGAAAACACAGGAAGACAUUGCUGAAAAAGAGACGGUGAAGAAAUCAACCUACUCACCUAAGUUACCAGGCUCGCUACCAGGCUCACCAGCACUGAUGAGAAGAUACCGACCACAAGUGAUCGAGGUGAGGUCGUUGUCCAAAGAAAUACAUAAACAAGAUAAACAAGAGAAGAACACCACAUCAAGCACCAGACCGCAAACUAUAGAGGUUCAUUCAAAAGCCAGCGGUCCGCCAGUGGCACUGAAACCAAAGUUCAGACCGACAGAUGCAAAUUCACUGUCCAAUGAAACACAGCAGAAACCAGUGGAGGCAGCAACAUCAACCUUCAAACAGCACACAGAAGAGGAGAGACCUGUGAACAAUGAGAAACCAUCAACUUCAGCUACGACUAUCCACAGACAUCUAUCGAACGAUUUGACCCCAGCGUCUAACUACAAUAAAAAGUUAUCCGUUUCUGCAGUGUCCAGCUACAGGCCUCCACCUACCAAGACAACAAUCAUCACUAGUUUCUCUCACAAACCAGUGUCAACAACAGAAGACACAGAGACAUCCGAUGAAAGGCCAAAGCAACCAGAGGCCUCAACCCAGGGACAAGGAGAGGCCCCCAGCUACACACAGAGACCCACAACCCUCACAGUCUCAGCCCCAACUCCAGCUUCAGCCCCAGCUCCGAACCAAGCCCCUGCUGCCCCAGCUCCUGCCAAAGUUCCUACCCAAACCCCUGCCCAAGUCCCUACCCAUGCCCCUGCCCAAGUCCCUACCCAUGCCCCUGCUGCCCCAGCUCCUGCCAAAGUUCCUACCCAAACCCCUGCCCAAGUCCCUACCCAUGUCCCUGCCCAAGUCCCUACCCAUGCCCCUGCCCAAGUCCCUACCCAUGCCCCUGCCCAAGUCCCUACCCAUGCCCCUGCCCAAGUCCCUACCCAUUCCCCUGCCGUACACUCAAGCCAGUCAGCUGUUGUGGAUAUAACCAACCACCUGCAGCAUCCAAAAACAACAACAGCGUACCCUCAGGAGCAAACUAUGCCGGUUACCUUCAACAAUACAAACCAACCUGCCACGGUAUCCACAAACACACAGGCUCCCGUAUACACACACCAUAUACACACACAGCAGCCCAUAUACAGAUCCUUGUCCAGUGACCGCUCACAGAGGGCAGAUGACCUGCGUUUCUACGCAUCAGAUGACCCCCCUAGUUACGACGAGAGGGAGAGGUUCAGCCCCCUCCACCUACCUGACCUGCCCCAGAGGAAGCUGAACUGCUACCACCCCUCCUCUUCCUUGUCCUCUGCCUCCUCCCGUCCCCCUCCCUGCUCCUGCACCUGUGGCUGCCCCUCCCACGGCCUUACACCCCCUCACCACCACCACUCCCCCCACACCCCUCCCUUCCUCUCCCCCUCCCACUCCCCCGGUCAACCCCCUCUCCGCCUACACCAGUGCAGAGCGGAUCCCCAUUCUCUGAGAUCAAUCGGCUACCAGCCCAGCUCUCCCAAAUCAUCCACCCUCCCCAGCCCCACCCAGCCCCCUCCAGGCAUGUACCAGUCCCUCCACCAACCCCACCCCUCCAUACUCCAGCCCUGCCUGGCUGACCGCACUCUCCAGCACCCCCAACACAUGGAACCCCGUCGGGCCCCCCCUCUCCACCGCUCCCCCCAGGGCCAGCCACCUGUCUCCGGGGUCCCCUACAGUGACCACAGCCACUCUCCCAACCUGCCCCCUAUGGACCCUCAGUACCUGUGCAGCCCACAGAGCCUGGGGCCAUCCUAUGGGUCUGAUUAUGGGAGUCUGUCUGGGUCUGACUACCCAGACAGUACAGGGGGUCUGGGGUACGGGCAAUCCCCUCGCAGGGUCCUCAUGGAUCCUGACACAGGGAAGUAUUUCUAUAUUGAGGUGCCUGUGCAGCCACUGAGGAAGAUGCUGUUUGAUCCAGAGACUGGCCAGUAUGUGGAGGUGCUCAUCCCUCAGAGUACCAUGUCUCACUCAGGCCUUUACCCUCCCUUGGCUGCCCCCUACUCCACCGCCUCAGCGGCCCCCUACUCCUCCAUCCACAACCCCAAUAUAUAUGCCCCCGCCCCCAGUACCUCCCCUAUAGCCCCCCUCCUCCUGCACCUCACCCCCAGUCCCAGCCCCAGCCACCCCGCCACCCAGAGGCUCCAGCCCCAGGGACGAUGCGCCAGAAUGGGGCUCAGGUUGGCUACGGGAGCCCCGGGAGCCAGGGGUUCAAGCCGGAGCCCCAGAGUCAUGCACCUCUGGACCAGAGCUACCUGGAGAGCAUGUACUACGUCCCUACAGGCAUGAACACUAGCCCCCCGGACUGCUACCACAAACAACCCUCCAGUCUGCCCAACGCGGGGGGGAAGAGGGCCUGAAAUAGUCAUCUUCCUGGUGCCUGUAGGGUCUCAGAAUACAGCCAGGUCAGGGUGUACAUGAGGAGGUCUAAUGUAAGCCUCAGGCCUUGAUGUUAGCUUUGUUUCCCUGGCAACUGGACUGGAGUGAAUGAUUCUUUAGUUGUGGUUGUUUGUUGUUUUAUUGUUUUGUUGUUUAUGUUGUUAGCAGCUUUUUAUUUGCCUGGUUGCCUGAUUAUGUUCGCUUUUUAUGCAUUGAUUUGGUAAGAGAAAAAAACUAUUAUCGUGUUUGAAGGUCCUUGAUGAUAGUUCUGGGAUUUCUAAUUAUAUUUUUCUUUGACAAAAACACCUGAAAGCCAUCAGGUGUGCCUUAUCCAUUCUCAUAGAUUAUUCAUUCAAUCUAAACAAACACUUACUGUUUGCAUUUACACUACGUUUAGAUACAUGUUUCAAUGCAUACGUCAAAUUUUUGAAGUAAAUUCACCUUGUAUUAAAACCAAUAUCUCCUAAAGACUUGAAACUGCUAUUUGGGAAGAUCUCAUGUAUGUGAUGUUUUUCUCUGUUUAUUAUUGAAUGAAUAGGUUUUGUUCACAAAGAAGCUGCAAUGACACUAAUAAAAAUGUGUAAGAUACUGAAUGUAAUAAAACUACUGUAGAAUGCC
Salmo salar (Atlantic salmon) is the source of this 7443-nucleotide messenger RNA. The record is from RefSeq and is a predicted model, not a curated record. NCBI's taxonomy places the organism in Eukaryota, Metazoa, Chordata, Actinopteri, Salmoniformes, Salmonidae.